Messenger RNA from Lineus longissimus, 3160 nucleotides. RefSeq names its product WD repeat-containing protein 13-like. Lineage: Eukaryota; Metazoa; Nemertea; Pilidiophora; Heteronemertea; Lineidae. Bases 14 to 1456 code for a protein of 480 amino acids. The record is from RefSeq and is a predicted model, not a curated record. The transcript is spliced from 13 exons. Gene Ontology annotation, cellular component: nucleus. Gene Ontology annotation, molecular function: protein binding; promoter-specific chromatin binding.
UGGAAAAUGGAAAAUGGCAGGUGUUUGGCAACAGCAAGCUCUAGCUUUAGAUGCAAGAUUCAACGCCUAUAGAACCCCACAAAACCCACAGUUUAGAACACUGUACAUCCGUAGAAGAAGUCAACUUCUGCGGGAAAAAGCUGCAGAGGAGCAUGAUCCGUUAAUGAGGAGGGAAUAUCUUAAGCUCCGGAGUCAAUUAUUAUCUCAGAGAUAUGGAGCGCCAGCAUUUUCAGAUGCAGGAAGUAUAAAAAGUAGAACAGCAAGCAUCCGCAGUUACAGCAUGAGCAGGACAACUUUGGAUAACUUUGAUGCCCCUGAGGGUCGUAUUACACUGCUGGAUGUAAGAAACAGAGCAAGAAGAGGACAUGCCAGUGGCAACUCUCUCAGCCCAAAGUUUGAUCUUGGUGUAAUCCCAACUUAUGCCGCUGAGGCUAGCAGGGCUAUGGUUGGCGAUAAAACAAUCUCAGAGAACUAUGCGUUUGCCGGAAUGCAUCACAUAUUUGAUCAACAUAGAAAGGCUGUGAUGAGAGUGAAAUUUGCUCAUGAUGACAAAUCAAGAGUGGCCACUUGUUCUUACGAUGGCACAUUAUCCGUGUGCCAAGUUAUUCCACCCCCUGCUACUGUGAUCUGUACUCUAUCUGAACAUACUAAUGCGGUGACAGAUUUCAAUUGGUCGCUCUCCAAUGAUGUGAUACUAUCCUCCUCACUAGAUGGUACCGCACGCUUAUGGAAUGUGGCAAAGGGCCAGUGCCUUAGAAUAUUCAAGGACCCGUUGGGGGCCGAAGUCCUGACCUGUAUAUUCCAGCCAUUAAACAAUAACCUCAUGGUUACGGGUAACAAUAAAAACCAAGUCAACGUGAUGAAUAUCUCCACCGGUAAAUUGGUCAAGGGAGGGACGUCAAAAGCAUUGGGCCGAGUGCUCUGCCUGACCUUUGACCCAACGGGGAGGGUGCUGUGGUCAGGUGACGAUCGAGGAAUGAUAUUCUCCUUUUUGUUUGAUUUGCAAUCGGGAAAACUAGUGAAAUCCAAAAGAAUUACUGUUUGUGAAGGUCAUCCGGUGACCAGUCUAUCGUCCAGAUCGUGGAUCAGUCGUGAGGCCCGUGAUCCAUCUCUCCUAGUCAAUUGUGGCAUUAAUGCUUUGUGCUUAUUUAGAGUAACCAGUGAAGAUGGCAGCUUACAACUGAAGAGGAAGUUUCCCAUCCGACAAUCAUGUGCUCACAUCAGAAGUUCAUUCUGUCCACUUAUGUCAUUUAGACAAGGCGCCUGUGUUGUUACUGGUAGUGAAGAUAUGUGUGUGUACUUCUUUGACGUCCAACGAGAAACAAAACCAUGUGUAAAUAAACUUCAGGGCCAUUCUGCGCCUGUGUUGGACGUCUGCUUUAACCAUGAUGAGAGUCUGCUGGCUUCCUGUGAUGCCCAGGGUAUGGUGAUCAUAUGGAAAAGGGAAUUAAGAUAAGACUUACUCAAGAAAAAGCUAGGAUUUUGUUAAAUUUUUAGCCUAUGACGAUUGGGCAUAUCAUGAUCAUCGUUUGAGACAAUUUGUGGAAAUGCAAAUAAAAUGAGGAUAUUGAGAUUUCUGUGAAGAUGAGGAAAGCUAGUUACUGGGUUCAAAUGCUCCAUACUUAUGGAAUAUCACGAAGAAAGUGUUUGUGUCUCUUCAAUUCAUUGAACAGGUAUACGGAUGGAAGAAGAUGUAAAAAGUACUGACUGUUUUCCUUUGAAGAGCUGAUCGGCGAUGUUUGCUUUUAGCCAUACAUGUAACUGUUGUAGGAAGCAAUUUACAAAUUUGGUGCUUUAAAAAGUUUUCUUUCUCGAGUCGCAACCUCAGAAGUUUCAUGGCUGCUGCACCCUCACACUGCUGAAAUUACUUGAUAUAUUCCUGAAUCAAUAGAUGGACAAAUUAAGCUUGAUUUUAGGAUUGAAGGGUAGUUUAUACAUGUAGAGCUUAAUUUUGUACUUAAUUGCAAUUCAUAGUCUGAGCGAUAUUAGUAGUUGAUAGAUCUGAUUUUCUCUUGGGCAAGGUUGUUUAAACAUGCUGUCUCAACUUGGCAGUCGGGCUAUCUUUUAAGUAUCUUAUUGAGUUAAAUCUAAAAGAAUGUAUUGGAAGAUGAAGUGAACACUGUGUGACAUUGUGUAUUGUGCAAUAUUUAUUGUUCUUCUGUCAUUUACAAAUUAGGGGACCUCACUGAGGAUGGAGGCACUAUGUUUGUAUUAUAAAUUGAUUGUAUCAAGUCCUUUUGUGGCCCGUGCACUGGGCAGUUCUUCUUGUGUUAUUUAAAUCCGUCUGUCGCUAUUAUUAGGUCUCAGCAGAGGCACUCUGUGGUAUCAAGGAGCUGCUUAUAGGCUCAUCGCUUGAGCUUGAUUGGUAAAGGACGAGCAGGUGACCAGGCCAUCAGAGGCAAUAGGGUUAGGUAAUUUCUAGUCCGAAUUUGACUUAGAAUUACUAGGAAAAGUAUCUCAGGUGAAAUGAGACUUGAGUUCCAGUACUGAGUCCUGAACAGUAUCUUCUGAUUGGAAGUCCCAUGAUGUUGCUUGAGGAAAAUGGCAAAUGUGCAAGUUUGUUAUGUGAUGACUUGAAACUAAUGAACAUUCCGUAAUCGCCAAAUAUUCCAAUUCCAUUGAGAUUUGAUUAUUCCACUUUCUGCUUCCAUUUAUUUCAUUCUGUAAAAGUUUCAUUCUGAUUCAAUUUCCAAUAUCAUCUUCCAAAUCCUAAUAUCACCAAAUUGAUUGCUAAGUUUGUCAGGUCAUUUUAUCAAGAUAGUUCUUUCAUGUAAGGCAUCUCUUUUGCAUAAGAAAUCAGUGUACAUGUAAGUGUCAGCUGGUAUUAAAAUGGUGUUGACAAGAAGAGUAUAAGCUUUGGAAUUGACCGUAUUGUCUGAGCAUGUUGAAUAUGAUCAAACUGGGAGGAUUCCUUGUUUAAAAGUUUAAAACAACAUUUUGUAUAAUAUAAGAUAUUACUGGUGAAUCCAGGAUGGGCAGUUGAGUUGUCACCAAUAAAUUAUUUUUUAUUCUACUUCGAAAGAAUGGGACAACAGGCAAGUAGUGUGUCGACGUUGUAUAAAAAUGUACAAAAAUGACCUCUAUCUAGAUAAUGAAGUUUAUAUUUUUGUACUCACUAUAGUUGAAUGCAUGAAAUAAAAAAAAUGUGCCAUGAACCUUA